CCCACAAUGCUUUUUUGCUAAUGGAGGACAGGAGGCAGAAUAUUUGAUGAUGUUUUCCGAUACUUCAAGAUUUUGACAGCUAUAAGCAUUUUUAGAUUAGAUUUUUAAUUAAAAAUACCCUCCAUUGUUGUCACGGCAAAGUUUAAGCUCUAAAUAAUUUACAAAGGACUUGAAUAUAUUCAUAGAUUUUUCAAAAUCGCUGGAAAUUUUGUUCACAAAACUCAAAAAUGUCGUGUUGACGUGAAAAAUUAUAGGCAGGAAUUAAAUGUUUUCUCUCUAAUGCGAGAGAUUUUUCCUUUUUUUUUGAUAAGUUAGGAGAUUAUAGCAAUGUCUGAACCAACUAAUCCCGCAGACGAGACCAUUAAGGUCGUUUGUCGUGUGCGUCCUCUGAACAGCUCAGAAGAGAAGGCCGGGAGCAAAUUUGUGUUGAAGUUUCCUUCAGAUGAAACUAUAUCAUGUGGUGGUCUUGGAUCAGAAGGACGUGGGCCACUCUUCUCAACAAAGAGGUGCAGUCAAAAAGUGUUUGCGUUUGAUCGAGUGCUGAAGCCCACUGUCACCCAGGAAUAUGUCUACACAGUUGCUGCCAAACCAAUUGUUGCGGAUGUACUCAGUGGGUACAAUGGUACAAUUUUUGCAUACGGUCAGACGUCCUCCGGAAAGACACAUACUAUGGAAGGAGUGCUUGGCAAUCAAGACCUACAGGGUAUUAUUCCUAGAAUUGUACAGGAUAUAUUCAACUAUAUUUAUGGCAUGGACGAAAAUUUGGAAUUCCAUAUAAAGGUUUCUUACUUUGAGAUCUACAUGGACAAAAUCAGAGAUUUACUUGAUGGUUCAGCUGAUAUUAUAGUGAUUGACCAAACAGGAGCAACUGAAAGAUUUGUGUCUAGUCCAGAAGAAGUAAUGGAGACUAUAGAUGAAGGGAAAUCUAAUCGUCACGUAGCUGUAACUAAUAUGAAUGAACAUAGUAGUAGAAGUCAUAGUGUGUUUUUAAUCAAUGUCAAACAAGAAAAUACUGAAACACAGAAGAAACUUAGCGGUAAACUGUAUCUAGUCGAUUUAGCCGGUAGUGAAAAGGUCAGUAAAACAGGUGCGGAAGGUGCCGUGUUAGACGAGGCUAAGAACAUCAACAAAUCUCUGUCAGCUCUUGGAAACGUCAUCUCAGCGCUAGCUGAAGGAAAUAAAAGUCACGUCCCCUACAGAGACAGUAAGUUGACUCGUAUUUUACAAGAAAGUUUAGGAGGUAAUGCAAGAACUACCAUGAUUAUAUGUUGUUCCCCGGCUUCUUAUAACGAGUCGGAAACCAAGUCAACCCUUCUCUUUGGACAAAGAGCCAAGACGAUCAAGAACGUUGUAACUGUUAACGAAGAGUUGACGGCUGAAGAAUGGAAAAGGCGAUAUGAGAAAGAGAAGGAGAAGAACAGCAAACUAAAGGUUAUACUGGAGAAAUUAGAGGCUGAGCUGAAGGCAUGGAGAAGUGGUCAGUCUGUACCAGAGGAUGAACAAAUCGACAUGAAGCGCUCCGUUACCGAGGAGACGCCCAAUGCCACGCCCUCAACGUCAAUGAUUGGUAGUAUUACAGGCAGUCUGGGUAACGUCAGUGAAGCGGACAAGCAAGCCUUUGAACAAGAAAAACUGAAACUUUAUCAGCAGCUUGAUGACAAGGAUGAGGAGAUAGAUAAACAAUCUCAGCUUAUAGAGAAGAUGGAACAACAAAUGUUGGAACAGGAAGAUUUGAUCGCGCAAGCUAGAAAAGAUAAUGAAACUCUUCAACAGGACAUGCAAAGUAUUUCCCAAGAUAAUGAUUCCGCCAAGGAUGAGAUCAAACAGGUUUUGAACGCCCUCGAGGAGCUUGCCAUGAACUACGAUCAGAAAGAACUUGAGGUGGAGAAUAAGAACAAGGAAUAUGAUGUCCUCAAUGAGGAACUGAACCAAAAAAUUAGCAUACUUAACACCCUCCAGUCAGAGCUAGACAAUGUGAAGGAUUCCUCACUUCACCAACGUAAACGUAACACAGAUAUGAUGAUGUCACUACUCCGUGACCUUGGCGACAUUGGAACAAUCAUCGGUGGGGAUGCAAUUGAAACCAAGAUGGCUACGGGUAAUUCUGAGAAGAUCGAGGAAGAGUUUACUGUUGCUCGUCUAUACAUUAGCAAGAUGAAGACCGAGAUCAAGUCACUGGUAACCAAGGCAACACAACUCGAGACUGUGGGUGCAGAAGCUAGCAAGAAGCUGGAUGUGGCCGAGAAAGAUUUGUCCGAUUGUAAACUACUGAUCAUUCAGCAUGAGGCAAAGAUGAAAUCUCUUCAAGAGACAAUCCAUGAUGUAGAAGCCAAGAAGAGGCAACUUGAGGAGAAUGUGGACAACUUGAAUGAGAGGCUAGUCGCAGCAUCAGCUGCAGAACAAGUGCAUGAAUCUGCACAGAAAGAUUUACAAUCAUCUGUUGAGAUGCAGAGUUCCCUCGAGGCUAAACUCGAGGCCCAUAGAGAACAACAUCAGAAGCAGAUAUCUAGUCUACGAGACGAGAUCGCCGUCAAACAGGCACACAUGGAUCAACUUAAAGACACCAACCAGAAGUUGAGUCUUGCCCUGGAGAAAUUACAGGGUGAUUACGACAAACUGAAACAAGAUGAGACUGAGAAGAGUGCCAAAUUGGCCGAACUCUCGCAACAGAUUGACAGACGUGAACAAGCCGUCCUUGACCUUAAGGGACUUGAAGAAACUGUGGCCAAGGAGUUACAGACACUGCAUAAUUUGAGGAAACUGUUUGUACAAGAUCUACAGAACAGAGUUAGAAAGACGAUGAAGAAAGGGGAAGAUGACGAUGAUGACGUAGGUGGCAGUGCUGCACAGAAACAGAAGAUCAGCUUCCUAGAAAAUAACCUCGAACAACUCACCAAGGUCCAUAAACAGCUUGUCCGUGACAACGCUGACCUCAGAUGUGAACUACCCAAAUUAGAGAAACGUCUCCGAGCAACCAUGGAUAGAGUUAAGUCCCUUGAAUCAGCUUUGAAGGACGCUAAAGAGGGAGCCAUGAGAGAUAGAAAACGAUACCAGCACGAGGUUGACAGGAUCAAGGAGCACGUGCGACAGAAGAAUCUCGAGAGGAGAGGUCAUGCUGCUCAGAUAGGUAUGCUUGACUUGUAAAAAUAAUCUUAAAGAUAUACUAUGCUCGUCCUUGAGU
Messenger RNA from Ruditapes philippinarum (Manila clam), 3181 nucleotides. RefSeq names its product kinesin heavy chain-like. Gene Ontology annotation, molecular function: microtubule motor activity; ATP binding; microtubule binding. The transcript has 24 exons. Bases 328 to 3144 code for a protein of 938 amino acids. Gene Ontology annotation, biological process: microtubule-based movement. NCBI's taxonomy places the organism in Eukaryota, Metazoa, Mollusca, Bivalvia, Venerida, Veneridae. The record is from RefSeq and is a predicted model, not a curated record.